AUGCCUCCGCCGAGGCAAUCAACCCUUGGCAAGUUUCUCGGGACCAAAACUAAUGGCACCAAACCCAAGGCUCAAUCUACCUUGUCGUUCAAUGGGAACCCCACCCCAAGUCCUAAAACCUCGACCUCGGACGAGAAUGAGCCACCCACUACCAAUGGAAAUGACAGAUCAUCUGAUGUCGAGAUGAAGGACGACAGCAUCGGAGAGAGACAAGGCUCCUUGGAAAGGAGUUCUAAGCGAAAGAAUCAAAAAGAGAAAGAGAGUGAGACAGAAUCAGAUGAUGAACCAGUAGUCAAGCGUAGGCGCAAAACAUCCAGCUCAAGAAGCCCGAAGGGAAAGACAACUCCAAGGUCACCAAGAAAACCCAAGACUCCCAAAAGAAAGUCCCCCAGUCCCACCAGGGCUGUGCGUGAAGAAGAUACGCCUUCUGAUCAGGACAAGAACGAUAUGGACGUUGAUGAGGGGCUCUCAGCAAGCGAUGGUGAAAAACCCAAGAUUGACAAAAAACAAGUCGCCAAGGUACAGGCCACUAUCAAAUCUACCGGCAAGGACCCAUAUCCGGACUGGAAGCCAAAUGAGCCUGUUCCCUAUGCUGCAUUGUGCACGACUUUCUCCCUCAUCGAACUUACGACGAAACGUCUCCAGAUAACAGCUUACACUUCUGCUUUUCUUCAACAGGUUCUUCGCUUGACACCCGAAGACUUACUGCCAACGGUGCAACUAAUGUUGAACAAACUUGCCGCCGAUUAUGCCGGUAUUGAACUAGGCAUCGGCGAGUCACUGAUCAUGAAAGCCAUUGGUGAAAGUUCUGGUCGGUCAUUGUCUGUGAUCAAGGCGGAUCAUCAAAAAAUUGGAGAUCUAGGCCUAGUCGCCGCAAAGAGCAAAUCCAAGCAGGGACAAAUGUUCAAGCCAAAGCCAUUGACUGUUCGUGGAGUACAUCAGGGGUUGCUCGAUAUUGCGAAGAUGGAAGGUCAUGGCUCGCAAGAUCAAAAAGUACGAGCCAUCAAUAAACUGAUGGCUUCUGCAGAUGUUUCUUCUGCAACCAAGGUCAUCGACAUCAACAAAGACAAGGGCGGACCAUCUGAAGCAAAGUUCCUUGUCCGCUUUCUCGAAGGCAAGCUCCGACUUGGUCUUGCAGAGAAAACUGUCAUCAUUGCUCUCGCUCAAGCCGUGGUAACUCACGAAGCGGCGAAAGAGGGCAAAGUUCCAAGCACUGAUCAGCUCGCCAACGGGGAGGCUGCGCUGAAGACGGUCUACAGCGAAUUGCCCUCGUACGAGGUUAUCAUUCCUGCUAUGCUCGAACAUGGAAUCUUCAAAUUGCACGAGACCUGCAAGCUUCAGCCGGGUGUACCUCUCAAGCCUAUGUUAGCCAAGCCCACCAAGUCCAUCACAGAAGUUCUGGAUCGCUUCGAGGGGAAAGAUUUUACAUGCGAAUACAAGUAUGAUGGAGAACGGGCACAAAUACAUUACGUGGCACCAGAAUCGACUGGAGAAUUUCCUGCUGCAGAAGCCACUUUGGUCAAAGAUCCGAACUCGUUCAAAGGUCUAGCGUCCAUCUUUUCGAGAAAUUCAGAAGAUCUCUCCAAGAAAUACCCCGAUAUCCUAGAAAAGCUCAACACUUGGAUCAAACCAUCGACCAAGAGCUUUGUCUUGGAUUGCGAGACAGUGGCAUGGGAUCCUCAGAACAAGAAGGUUCUACCAUUCCAGCAAUUGAUGACCCGGAAACGGAAAGACGUCAAGACGUCGGAGGUGACAGUCAAGGUUUGUGUGUUCGCAUUCGAUAUGCUUUUCUAUAACGGCGAAGCCCUGGUGAAGAAGUCGCUCAGAGACCGGAGAACACUACUACACGAGGCUUUCGAGCCCGUCGAAGGCGAAUUUGCUUUCGCUCAGUAUGGCAACAGCAAAGACAUUGAGGAAAUCCAGAAACUAUUGGACGAAUCUGUCAAGGCAUCCUGUGAGGGUCUGAUGGUUAAGAUGCUGGAUACCGAUGACUCUGGGUAUGAGCCCAGUAAACGAUCACGAAAUUGGCUCAAGGUCAAGAAGGACUAUCUGUCAGGAAUUGGGGAUUCUCUCGACCUUGUCGUUCUUGGAGCAUAUCAUGGCAAGGGCAAACGGACAUCUUGGUAUGGGGCAUUCCUUCUCGCGGCGUACAAUCCAGAAACCCAGAACUUCGAGACCGUGUGCAACAUUGGCACAGGGUUCAGUGAAGCCGUCUUGGAAGAACUGCACAAAGAAUUAUCCGAAUUGGUUAUUGAGCGACCAAAGCCUUUUUACAACCACAGCUCGGUCAAGAACGAUCAGCCUGAUGUGUGGUUCGAAGCGCGUCAAGUGUGGGAAGUCAAGACUGCCGACCUCACUUUGAGUCCUCGAUACCGAGCAGCGAUCGACGAGAUGGGUGGCAAGAAUGGAAUCAGUCUGAGAUUCCCGCGUUUCAUCCAGAAGAGAACAGACAAGAAGCCUGAGGAGGCGACCACCACUGUGGCAGUGGCAGAGAUGUAUCGAAAACAAGAGGUGGUUGCAAAGGAAGGGGGAGGCAAAGGCGGAGUCGAUGAUGACUUUGAGUAUUAA
This is a messenger RNA of Exophiala mesophila, 2568 nucleotides long. RefSeq lists its product as uncharacterized. The record is from RefSeq and is a predicted model, not a curated record. Gene Ontology annotation, molecular function: DNA binding; DNA ligase (ATP) activity; ATP binding. The coding region runs from base 1 to 2568 and encodes 855 amino acids. NCBI's taxonomy places the organism in Eukaryota, Fungi, Ascomycota, Eurotiomycetes, Chaetothyriales, Herpotrichiellaceae. The transcript has 2 exons. Gene Ontology annotation, cellular component: mitochondrion; nucleus. Gene Ontology annotation, biological process: DNA recombination; DNA repair; Okazaki fragment processing involved in mitotic DNA replication.